AUAAGCGUACAGCACAAUUUAAGGUAAUCAUUUGCAUUUAGAAAUUGUAGGUGUGCUCUACGGAUAUCGCCGACUUCAAACUAAGAUCACUUUGUAAAUAUGGGAGAAAUUUCUAGUAAUAACACCAGCCCAAGAAGUAAAAUUUCAACCGGAAAGCAGUUUGCAUUUGUCUUUCUUGUUCUUUUUAUUCCACGAGUACGUUGCACUACUGAUAGCAAGCAAGAAUUGAUAUUAAAUGGAACCACUGUUCAAGAUGACAUACCAUCACAGAUCAUCGUGUCUAUUUUAUUGGGAAUUACUAUUUUUGACUUUACAAUUCAGACGCUGAUGAUGGUUUAUGUUUUCAUCAGUGUACUGUUCUCGUCGAAAACACCUUUAAACAUUGUGUGCACUUUAAUUGGAACAGCGCUCCUAUUAACUAUACGUGCAACUACUGUUCCUAUAAUUUUUCAAACAAUUCCAUUUGGAUGGGCUCCCAAAUUUCCGACAAACCUAAUUCAUAUUUCUACUUAUGUCAAUCUUGCUCUUGUUACUUUAUUUACUGGCACAUCUCUAUUGUCCUGCAGCUGGUUCAUAUUAUUUGUCGGAGUGACUGGACGGAAAAUGAGCGGAACCAUCAAAGAUGCUAAGUCGGGAAUCGAACCGAUGGUGAUCAUUUUGAUGCCAAUUUACAAUGAAGAGCCUGACGCUCUGUUCAGAGCCGUAGAAAGUGCUAUUCGCUGUGACUACCCUCCCGAUCGUAAACAUCUGUUUUUGGCUUUUGAUGACGAAAGUGAAUCAGCCCUUUAUUUAUCUCUCCUAAGGAAGCUCAAAGUUCUAUCGCAAGAGGUCUCUUCAGAAAUCUCACACAAAUUGGAAAAUGAACGUUCAAUUGUUGAAAAAAGGAUGAAAACGAUAUUUCCUCCGAGGUUGGAAUGGAUAGUGGAAGGAGUGAGAGUCACUGUCUGCAGAUUUGCUCAUGCAGGAAAGAGUCCAACACAAGGAAAAUGUUUUAAAAUUAUAAAUGAGAUGUACGGAAACAACUUGGAAAUUGCUGAAAACACAUUUGUUUUAUUCAUUGAUUCGGAUAUUAUUCUGCAUGAAAAUUCUCUGCACAAUUUCGUAAUGACUUCCGUGAAAAGUCCAAAAAUACAAGGAGCCACCGGUUUAAUCACUUGCAGAACGUCAAGACAGUUUAAUAUUUAUCAAUACCUUCAAGACUCAGAAUAUGUGGAUGGACAAAUGUUUGAAAGAAGUGCAGAAUGUGUAAUGGGAGCGGUUACCUGUUUGCCUGGAGCAUUAACACUCAUUCGUCUCACGGCACUGCAGAAAGUUGCACAAAAAUAUUUCAUUGAAUUCGAUAAACGGAGAAGCGUGGAUUUCCAUCGAUAUCAUUUGGGAGAAGAUCGUUACAUGACUUAUCUAUUGGUGGAGUUAGGAGACCAUCCGUACCAAGUAACUUUUGUACCCUGUGCUCAAUGCAAAACAUAUGCUCCAGAUUCUUUCAAAAAUCUUCUGAAACAAAGAAGGAGAUGGUUUCUGGGCGGCCUCACGAAUGAUAUUUAUAUGAUAACCAGUCCAGUAAUGUGGAGGAAGACCCCGCUGAUGGUUCUGUUCAAAUUGUAUUUCUAUUCAGUGAAGGGGAUGGCAUGGAUGUUUGGUGUCGUCAUUGUCUCUCUAAUGAAAUCAAAUAAUUUCUACCUUUUCAUAAUUUUUGUGCUGCUUGGGUGUCGAUUUCUUCUUACAUGUGUCAAUGCGUUGCUCAUGAAGCGAUAUAAGAUUUGUUUUUCAAAUGUGUUGCUUUUUUUAGUCGUACCGUUCUUCAAUCUAGCCGUUACUCUUUAUAGCAUUUGGACAUGGAAUAUUCGGUCGUGGGGAGGUCCACGAAUAGAAGAUCAUGAUGGAUCAGAACCUCAGUCAUUGUCCUCAGUAAUUACACUUGUUAUGAGGCGAAAGGAGGAAUCUGGAAUUGGAAAGACUCGGAAAAGUAUUCACCAAAUUGAGCACAUUAGUUGUUUGAUUGAUAAGAAAAGCUCAAUUGUAACUGUAUCUAAUGGAAACUAUGUGCCUGUGAAAAAGUUUGUUCCUUUCCCAUAUGAAUCCGAAUUUCUCGGAGGUGGUGAAUUCGAUAGAAGUCCACCGCGCGGAAUUUUAUCUUCCUGGAAAAGUUAUAGUGGAAUAGAUAACGCAGGGUUUUAUUCAUCACCAUCGGUGAAUAUCCUAAGCCCAAUCAACGAAGAGUAUUUAUUUGGAAGCUUAAGUAACCAUAUGAAAGAAAAGGCUGGUUAUUUUCGUCUUGAUGUUGACUAUUUGGCGAAGUUUGAGGAAUUGGCAACAUCAGAUCAUCCUAUUCAGCGGGAGUCUGCUUUUAAUUUAAGACUUUCAGGGAGACAUCUAAGUUUAUAGAAGCUUUGCGCAAAUGCAUU
This is a messenger RNA of Bradysia coprophila, 2405 nucleotides long. RefSeq lists its product as uncharacterized. Gene Ontology annotation, molecular function: chitin synthase activity. The record is from RefSeq and is a predicted model, not a curated record. Lineage: Eukaryota; Metazoa; Arthropoda; Insecta; Diptera; Sciaridae. Gene Ontology annotation, cellular component: cell periphery; cell septum. Gene Ontology annotation, biological process: chitin biosynthetic process.